Talaromyces stipitatus ATCC 10500 is the source of this 1808-nucleotide messenger RNA. Its product is annotated as DEAD/DEAH box RNA helicase, putative. Gene Ontology annotation, cellular component: nucleus. The transcript has 8 exons. The record is from RefSeq and is a predicted model, not a curated record. Gene Ontology annotation, molecular function: RNA binding; ATP binding; RNA helicase activity. The coding region runs from base 1 to 1749 and encodes 582 amino acids. Lineage: Eukaryota; Fungi; Ascomycota; Eurotiomycetes; Eurotiales; Trichocomaceae.
AUGGAUCCUUUGAGCACCGAGGACAUAUCGUGUCGACUAGAAGCCGCGACCCUCGGCACGCGACAAAGGCUGGGCAGAGCUGAAAAGUACGAUUACUCGCGUUGGGCUCCUCCUACUGAGAAGCCAGCGGAUGGUAUUGAUCCUCGCGAGGAUGUCCCAUGGGCCUCCAACGCUCGUAAGUAUGAGUGGAAGGAGGAUUAUGGUGAUGUUGGACCAGAAGAUGAGGAGCUCGAAAAGAUCCUCUUCCGCAAUGAGUUUCUCAAUCGUGUUGGUGUCAAGUUUGACAAUCUCCAGAGCAUCAAGGUAAUUGUCGAGGCCGCUGAGAAACCUGACCCAAUCUCCCGCUUUGCCGAUGCUGGCCUACAUCCCAUCAUGGAGAAGAACGUGGCUUUGUGUGGCUACCAAAUUCCUACUCCAAUUCAAGCCUACGCGAUUCCUACAAUCCUUCAGGGACAUGACCUGAUGGCAAUCGCACAAACUGGGUCUGGGAAGACAGCCGCGUACCUCAUCCCUGUCCUGUCAAAGCUCAUGGGCAAGGCAAAGAAACUCGCAGGCCCUCGCCCAAAAUUUGGUGAGGCAUUCGACCCUAAAGUCAACGCAGUCCGUGCUGAGCCAUUGGUCUUGGUGAUCGUGCCCACUCGCGAGCUUGCUUGCCAGAUCUUUGAUGAAGCUCGUCGUCUCUGCUAUCGCUCUAUGCUUCGCCCCUGCGUUGCCUACGGUGGUGGUCCUGUGUCUCAUCAACGCAUGGAAUUGCAAAAAGGCUGCGACAUCUUGAUUGGGACUCCAGGACGUCUCAUUGAUUUCAUGGGCCAGACUCAUGUUCUCUCUCUGCGUCGUGUUCGGUACACUAUCGUUGAUGAAGCCGACGAAUUGCUCAAUACUGACUGGGAGACGGAGUUUGCUCAGCUCUUGUCUGGUGGAGACUCAAACGAGGACGCUGAUCAUCGUUACAUGAUGUUUUCAGCCACCUUCAACAAGACGUGCCGCCAGGUCGCUAAGAAGCAUCUGGAGACUGGCUAUGUGCGCAUUCGUGUUGGACGCACUGGAAGCAGCCAUGCCAACAUUGAACAGCGGAUCAUCUACGCUGAGGAUCAAACUAAGAUGCAGUGUCUCUACGAUCUGUUACUUUCCAUGCCACCAGCACGCACUCUUAUUUUCGUCAAUACCAAGGUUCAGGCGGACCGCCUUGACGAUUACUUGUUCAACCUGGGUCUUCCUAGUACUUCAAUUCAUUCUGAUCGUACCCAGAGAGAGCGCGAAGACGCUAUGUCGGCAUUCCGUACUGGAAAAUCGCCCAUCCUUAUUGCAACCGGCGUUUCUGCCCGCGGUCUCGAUAUCAAGAAUGUCAUGCACGUUGUCAACUUUGAUCUCCCUAGCUAUGACCAGGGGGGCAUUGAUGAAUAUGUCCACCGUAUCGGCCGUACUGCUCGUAUCGGAAAUGAAGGUAUCGCCACCUCUCUUUACAACCAUGGCAGGAAUACCGACAUCGCAAGGGACUUGGUUAAACUGCUCCUCGAAAACAAGCAGGUAGUACCUGACUUCCUUGAGGAGCUGAAGCCCGAGGGUGAACUUGUUUUCGAUGAUGACAACAGCGAUGUGGAGGAAGAUAUCGACGAGACUAAUGUCGACGCUGAUCCCCAGUCCACUCACUCUGGGCCUGUUGAGGACGCUCCUGAAUUGGAUGAGUUCUCUACCCCGAAGCAGGAGGCCGAUAUCACUGCUCCUACUAAUAGUGACUUCGAUUGGUAAACGUAUCAGGCAAGACAGGAGCAGCCUUGAAGUGACCCCUAGUCAGCUUCCAAGCUUUU